Messenger RNA from Cydia strobilella, 3773 nucleotides. RefSeq lists its product as uncharacterized. The transcript has 8 exons. Gene Ontology annotation, cellular component: cytoplasm. The coding region runs from base 419 to 1669 and encodes 416 amino acids. Gene Ontology annotation, molecular function: protein binding. The record is from RefSeq and is a predicted model, not a curated record. NCBI's taxonomy places the organism in Eukaryota, Metazoa, Arthropoda, Insecta, Lepidoptera, Tortricidae.
CUUGUCAAGUUUUGAACGUAAUACGUAUACUAUAUAUUUUUUUAUGUUACGUUAAGUAAACGAGCAUACUUAAUAAUCUUGUGUUAAAAGACAAUAAAUAAAUACUAAUACAUAUUAAUUAACGGUAAAUAGUGACAUUGCAUUGAUAAGCAACUUCUGAAACGUAAUGUGAAUAUCUAUUUUCAACUGGACUGGCAGACGUGCUCCGAAUUCUGGUGCAAUUAUGAAACAGGUUUAAUAAGGAAAAGAGAUUUAUAAGGAAAACAAUUUCAUAAUUUAAGAUCGAUUUAUAACAGUCUUUAUGGUUGUAAGAAUAUUAUAAGGAAGUCCGUAUUAUAAAGGGCUUGUAACAUAAAGGGCCCGAAAACAAAGAAGUUUUUAUAUACAUAUAUAAAAUUUACAACAUACUUCAAAGAGGAUGGCUACUAUACUGGACGUGUUUAAUGAAGACGUCUGGCGUCUCGUACUGGACUGGCUGCACACUGAUGACAUUAUUAGGUCUGAGCGAGUCAGCCGAGACUGGCAGGAUGUUAUAUACCGGUACCUUCAGGGUGUUGGUAUGAGCAUAGAAUAUGGUACUCGUCCCAAGCUCUGGUACGGCCAGAACCACAAGCUUUCUCACACCUACCGCAUACUGAGGAUAGAGGAAGACAAUCCAGAAAUACUUAAGUAUUUACUACAGAAAUGGGGUCCAUGUGUCAAGAAAGCGGAUUGUGUAAACAGUACUAUGGAGGUUAUAAUGAAGUGCUGUCCCAAUUUAAAAGAUGUUACAUUUUAUGGAGUACACAAUGAUGUGUUAGUAAGUGGAUCAUCACAAAUCUUCAGAAAGCUGAAACGAGUACAUUUCAAAGGAUGCAAUUAUUUGACAGAUAAAAGCGUGAGGCAGUGGCUGGCAAGCUACGACAUUGAGGAGCUAUUAGUUUGGGAAGCCGAUGAAGUUACUGGAAGGUUCUUGCUAUCUUCACACUCCACCAAACUAAAGCGUCUGUCAUUUAAAGACUGCAGGGGCUUGUACUUCCGUUGUCUUCUCUCCGCUGUCAAAUACCUACCACAUUUAAGGAAAUUGGAACUGAUAUAUUGUUAUAAAGAAAUCUACCAUAAUGUUCAUAAAUUGUUAGACCAGUUGCCAGAUUUAGAGGAUUUGUGUAUGCGUUGGGAAAAGAGGUUGGACUUGGGAUACGAUUGGGCCGAAGCAGUUGGAAGGAUGAGGCUGCGGCGGCUGGAUGUGAGCUUCAACCCUAAUGUGACGGACGAGUGGCUGGCGAGGGCGUGCCGUGGCUUCGGUCAACUCAAUGAACUGCUUUUAGAACGCUGUGUGGCUUUUACCGGCCGGGGGGCAAGAACGGCGUGCAGCGCGGCGGGCCCGGCGCUGCAAGGCCUGCAGCUGGGCUCCAAUACGCAGCUGUUUAAUUCCUACAUCGAGGAGAUUGUCCGGGCUUGCCCCAACCUCGUGUGGCUCGACUUGUCCUUCUGCCACGGGAUAACGAAUGACAUAGUGGAAGAGGUGGCAAAUGCGCGUACUGUCCGAAACAAGAAGUUGCGAUUGAUAGUUGAGUGCACGUAUGUCGAGGACGAUGAGGAGGGUCAAUUCCCGUGGAUGAUCAUCGAAUUCGGGGAAAACUAUUCAGCCAAGAGCUAUUCCUUUCCAUGUAACACCAAAAAAAAAUGAACACCAGUAGACCUUACGGCUUCGCAACAAGGUUUACAAAAGAGCAGCAUAUAAGCACCCUCUUGGUCGCAUUAAGCAAGCAUAGUUGGAUACAACCUGGAACUUAUCCGACUUAAAAGGAGAAAGCUUGGCUUCCUAAUUACUGAUUAAAAAAAAUAAGGAAACUUCUGGAAUCUUCAGUAAUUAAGAGGCUCUCGGAAGAAGAUAUGCCAACAGGCAAAGUAGUUCGGGAUAGCCGAAAUUAAUUUGUCUCGCUUAAUGUCUUAUGGCGCUAUUUAUAAACGUUUGCCAAAUGUAACAGCUGUUAAAUGUUUGUUGUUAGCAUUUUGACGUUUAUAUGUUAGAUAGAGACAAGAGAUGUCAAUGUCACGCCACACUGGAAGAGAGAAAAAGAGAGAUAUUGCGAAAAACGGAAGAAAGAAACAACGGAAAAUGACACGUUAAUGAUUGAUGAUUGCAGUGACAGUCCGUCCGACGUGAUUGACACUAGAGUACUAGUAAUGGCACCAAUCAUGAGUCAUUUAAGAGAAAAUUUUUAGUAUUUUUGAUAUUUCACCGACACCUGUACCCUGUACCUAAACGUUCUACCGCGUCCCGCGUUAAGCACAUGUUUAUGGUUAAACUUGCCAGUGUUUAAAAAACUGAUGUUAAAUAGGUACUUAUUUUACAGGAUUUGUGGUAUACGUCUCAUUAUUGGAGUCUUUACUAUAGUCGCGGUUUUCCGCGUGGGGAGCAUUUUGCCGCCCGUACUCAACAUGAUUUAUUGUUUAAAAUAAUGGAAAAAUCAUAUCGUAAUAUUUUUUAGAAUAAAAUAAAUCAAAAAUUAUUAGAAAACAUUUAUUACAAAUGUACCGCGUGUUCAAGUAAUCACAGUUUUUUCGCCACGGGCGGCAUAAUGCUACAAGCGUGAGCACUAAGGGCAGAGGAUGCCUAUAGGUAAAUAAAAUGUUGAUGUAUUAGGCUACAUAAAAUUGAUGUUAUGCAUUACUGUAUAGCAGUAAAAUAGAGUAUUGCAUUAAUUGAACUAUUAUUAAUAUAGAGAAGCCAUACCAAACAAUUGAAAUUGUCGCAAUCACAACCUGUAUCACGCGACCAAAACGUCGUAAGCGUCGUAAAAAUUCAUGGCGCUUACGCGUUUAGGUCGCGAGAUUCACGCUCAAAACAUCAUGACGCAAAAUACUGGUUCUCUGUGCCGGUUCUAUACGUAGUAAUAAUUAAAUAAAUAAAAAGUGUUUUAUUGCCACUACCAGCAAAAAAAAAUGCACAAGAGAAAAAACAAAACAAACAAACAACAAAAGCGAAAAAACAAACAAACAAACAAUUACUAAUAAUAGUGCAAUGAUUGCAAUAGAGCCCACAGCCGCAACCACCGCUUGAUACUAGUAGGGGCCGCGUCGCCCGCGGCUUGAUGUUAAUGGAGUAACGAAUUUAAAUAUUGAUGUUAUAAAUGUUGAUGAUAUACUAAAUGUUAUUGAGCGAUGUUUAGUCAAUAGUUGAACGUAAUUUACGUAAAAGGAUCUGUCAAUAGAAUUUGGACUUUUUAUCAAGAAGAAAGGUAAAAAAUUAAAUGGCAAAUUUAAAAGGAUAUAUCCUUUUUGUUUAACUACGUCCAAUGAGCCAAAUAGUAACUUUGUUAACAAUACCGAACUGGGUAAUAUUUACUAUUAUUUACCUGUUAGGUAACAUAGGUACUACAUAAAUGUUAAAAUAAAGAAAGGAUAAAUGUUUAAAGAUAUUGAUGUAUUUUGUGACAUAUUUUUAUAGUAGAACUGGGAAUCACCUCACCAGCUCAAAAAAAAAAACUUAAGGAACUUCAAAAUUACAUGUCCAUGUCCAUUUUCUUGCUUCUUCACAAAAUAGGCAAGCCGAUGGAAAACGAGUUCUAAUAGGUCCGUUGGUGACACAUAUAUUGUACCUACAAUAAUACCAAGUAUACCUACCAUCAAUAUAUAAUUUUCAAACAUCAAAAAAAAAGAGUAGAUAAGUGUAUCCUGCGAUAACCUCAUUGUCUAUUGAUUUGGAUGUAUUCAAUGUUUUAACUACAUAUGACUAGGUCAGGGUGGGGUAAAUAUAAAUAUAAGACAAGGGUAGAAAUAAGACAAAG